UAACGGGCUAGGGGGUAGCGGCGAAGGGUGAAAGGGUUUUUCUCAUCCAAAGCUACUCUCUUCUUCUUCUUCUUCUCUUUGCAGCUGCAAAGAGUUGAGCUUGGUAUCCAGAUUGAGAGAGAGGAAAAAUUCAGGGAAAAAUAUAUUAAAAAAAUCCAAAAUAAAAAAGAAGAGCAGAGGGAAGAAUAACUCAAUCUCUGUUCUGUACUAAUUUAAAAAUAAAAACCCAAUUCAUCUAUUCCCUCUCAAGGACCUUACCUAUCUUCUGUCACUCUCUUCCGACGGUUUUCUUAUUCUUUUCCGUUUCCUUUUUAUCGGACAUGUAUCGGUUCGCCAUUCUCCUUUGUAGAAUCUGAAUUAUGCAGACGGAUCAGACGGUGAUUAGUUUGAGGCCGGGUGGCGGCGGCGGCGGCGGCGGUGGUCCGCGUAGCACCAGAUUCUUUGCUACUCGCUUUGAGUUCUCCUCUUCUUCUUCUUCUUCCUUGGAUUCCCAGAUUCUGCGUCCCGCCUUCAAGGCUGGGGAUUUGCGGUUUGAAGGUCAUGAGUUUGUCCGGUAUACGCGGGAACAGCUGUUACAACUUAAGGAGGUUGCUGAUAUCCCUGAGGAUAUUUUGAAGAUAAAACAAGAAAUUGAGUCUGAGUUUGUUGGUGAAGAUCAAACCUGGGGUCGUGCUGAUGGCAAUCUCCAAGCUCAACCCCAAAGUCGUUAUUCUGAGCCAGACAACCGUGAUUGGCGUGGUCGAUCUGCUGCCCCUGGAGAUGAAAGAUCCUGGGAUACAAUUCAAGACAAUAAAGAGAUUUCCAGUCGUUUUGAUUCAAGGCCACAGGAAAUGAAUAAUCACCAGGAGCAUCUAAACUCCCAGUUUGCAAGGGCUCAAAUUUCAACUAGCCAAGGGGUAGGACCUACUCCUGUGCUUGUAAAGGCUGAAGUCCCGUGGUCAGCUCGAAGAGGUACUCUUUCCGAGAAGGAGCGUGUUUUGAAGACAGCAAAAGGUAUAUUGAACAAAUUGACCCCAGAGAAGUUUGAUGUUCUUAAGGGUCAGUUGAUUGACUCUGGCAUUACAACUCCAGACAUUUUAAAGGGUGUUAUCUCUCUGCUGUUUGAUAAGGCUGUGUUGGAGCCAACAUUUUGCCCUAUGUAUGCUCUUUUAUGUUCUGACCUCAAUGAGAAGCUUCCUCCUUUUCCUUCUGAUGAGCCUGGAGGAAAGGAAAUUACUUUUAAGCGAAUCCUUUUGAACAAUUGCCAGGAGGCAUUUGAAGGUGCAGACAAUUUGAGAGAAGAAAUUAGGCAAAUGACUGGCCCUGAUCAAGAAGUGGAACGUGUGGAAAAAGAAAGAAUGGUUAAACUGCGAACUCUGGGAAACAUACGCCUAAUUGGUGAGCUGUUGAAGCAGAAAAUGGUGCCUGAAAAGAUUGUCCACCAUAUUGUGCAGGAGCUUUUGGGACAUGAUGGCAAGACGUGCCCUGCUGAGGAGAAUGUAGAGGCUAUAUGUCAGUUUUUCAACACUAUUGGGAAGCAGUUGGAUGAGAGCCCAAAAUCUCGGCGAGUAAAUGAUAUCUAUUUUAGCAGGCUGAAGGAGCUGACAAUAAAUUUGCAACUUGCUCCACGAUUAAGGUUCAUGGUUCGUGAUGUUCUUGAUUUGAGGGCCAACAACUGGGUGCCUAGACGGGAAGAGAUUAAAGCAAAGACGAUCACUGAAAUUCAUUCCGAAGCAGAGAAGAAUCUGGGGCUGCGACCAGGUGCAACUGCAAUCAUGAGAAAUGGUCGUAACAGUGGGGCUCUAGGGGUUAUGGCCUCUGGGGGUUUCCCAGUUACCCGACCUGGCUCUGGGGGUAUGAUGCCUGGUAUGCCUGGUAUCAGGAAAAUGCCUGGAAUGCCUGGGCUUGAUGCUGAUAACUGGGAGAUUCCUCGAUCUCGGUCAAUGCCAAGGGAUGAUGGACUGGGUCCUCAGCCUGCUGGGCAUGUGCAGCAACCUUUCAUCAGCAAAUCACCUUCCAUUAAUUCGAAGUUUCUUCCUCAAGGUAGCGGUGGCAUAAUAGGGGGGAAAUCGAGUCCAUUGUUACAGAGUAGUGGUGGGCCCCCAGCUAGACCUCCAAGUUUUGAACCUGUGAAUCCUAAGCCUGAGAUAUCAGCAGCAGCUGCAGUCAGUUCUCCUGAGAAGACUGUGGGUAAUGCAACAAAAUCAAAUCCUGCUGCAGUCAGUUCUCCUGAGAAGCAUGUGGGUAAUGCAACAAAAUCGAAUCCUGCAGAUCUUCAGAGAAAAACAAAGUCACUGCUUGAAGAAUUUUUUAGUAUCCGAUUACUUGAUGAAGCACUACAAUGUAUUGAGGAGCUGAAAGCCCCUACUUUCCAUCCUGAGGUCGUGAAAGAAGCUAUUGCUCUUGCUUUGGAAAACAGCCCACCUUGUGUGGAUGCAGUCACAAAGCUUCUUGAGUUCUUACUUAAUAAGAACGUCUUCACUGCUAGGGACAUAGGAGCUGGUUCUAUUCUAUAUGGCUCUUUGUUGGAUGAUAUCGGUAUUGAUCUACCAAAAGCACCAAAUAAUUUUGGUGAAGUUCUUGGGAAGCUGGUUAUGGCUGGAGGUUUGGACUUUACAGUCAUCAAAGAAAUUCUGAUGAAGGUGGAAGAUGAGCGGUUCCGAGCAUCCAUCUUUGGUGCUGCCAUUGGGAGCAUUAAUUCAUUCCCUUCUGGGCAAGAAUUGUUGGCAAAGCAACACACUGACGUGCAGGCUUGUGAAAGUUUGCUUACAUAGUUCCAGACUGCUUCUUGGUUAUCUUUUUAGAGUGCCAUGCGGGAAACUAAACAGAUAUCUGUUUCACAUCUCAUAUGUUUGGGAAAAUUUUGUGUUUUGAGUUUUGAAGAUGAUGGAUGGGAGAACAAAGAAGAUUUAUUUAAGUUGUACAUCUUUUUUUUUGUUUGAGAUUUUCCCCAUUCUUAGUUUUGUUUAUCGAGUGAGAAACAUAAUGCUUUAUAUUUCCCCCAGGAUGCUAGGGAUGAAUAGUUGUUACAGUACAUUAGAAUCCAUGUACGAAGUUUUUGAUCCAUCGCCUGCAUGAGGCCCCAAUUUUCUUUAUGGAUAAUGCAUUUACUUUGUCCUUA
Theobroma cacao (cacao) is the source of this 3100-nucleotide messenger RNA. RefSeq names its product eukaryotic translation initiation factor-like. Gene Ontology annotation, molecular function: protein binding; translation initiation factor activity; mRNA binding. Gene Ontology annotation, cellular component: eukaryotic translation initiation factor 4F complex. The record is from RefSeq and is a predicted model, not a curated record. Lineage: Eukaryota; Viridiplantae; Streptophyta; Magnoliopsida; Malvales; Malvaceae.